This is a messenger RNA of Nematolebias whitei (Rio pearlfish), 955 nucleotides long. RefSeq names its product homeobox protein Hox-A11a. The transcript is spliced from 2 exons. Gene Ontology annotation, cellular component: nucleus. Gene Ontology annotation, molecular function: RNA polymerase II cis-regulatory region sequence-specific DNA binding; DNA-binding transcription factor activity, RNA polymerase II-specific. Lineage: Eukaryota; Metazoa; Chordata; Actinopteri; Cyprinodontiformes; Rivulidae. The coding region runs from base 44 to 955 and encodes 303 amino acids. Gene Ontology annotation, biological process: regulation of transcription by RNA polymerase II; anatomical structure development. The record is from RefSeq and is a predicted model, not a curated record.
CAAGCCCAAAGAAGACUUCUAGAAGUGGCUCCAGCUUGUCGACAUGAUGGAUUUUGACGAACGGGUUCCAGUCGGAUCCAACAUGUACUUGCCCAGUUGCACUUAUUACGUGUCGGCGGGGGCUGAUUUCUCCGGUCUCCCCUCGUUUCUGUCUCAGACCCCGUCCACGCGACCCAUGACAUAUUCGUACUCCUCUAACCUGCCGCAGGUCCAACCCGUCAGGGAGGUGACGUUCAGGGACUACGCGGGCAUCGAUGCGUCGGGUAAAUGGGCGCACCGGGGGAAUUUGGCGCAAUGUUACCCGGGCGCAGAGGACAUGCACCGGGACUGUUUGUCGGCGCAAACCUCCGUUGUUGGGGAGGUGUUUGGGAAGAGAAGUCCUGCUGCUGCCGCCGCUGCUGCCGCCUACCACCACCACCACCAUCACCACCACCACCACACGGGCGCUGCCGCCGGCUCAGCCGCCACCAACUUCUACGGGAACGUGGGCAGGAACGGCGUUCUGCCGCAAGCCUUCGACCAGUUCUACGAGACGGCUUACGGGAACGCGUCGGAGAGCUCCACGGCGAGCGCCCUCUCCUCAGGGGACAAAGCAACCAGCAAGCAGCCGGAGCAAGCUCCGUCCUACCGGGAUCCCGAGGCGAAGGAGCAGCGGGAUGACACGAGCAGCCCGGAGUUGUCUUCCGGCAACAAUGAGGAGAAAUCCAGCAGCAGCAGCAGCAGUGGACAAAGGAUCCGCAAGAAGAGGUGCCCUUACUCCAAAUAUCAGAUCAGAGAACUGGAACGAGAGUUCUUUUUCAGCGUCUACAUCAACAAGGAGAAACGGCUGCAACUGUCUCGGAUGCUCAACCUCACCGACCGACAAGUCAAGAUCUGGUUCCAGAACCGCCGCAUGAAAGAGAAGAAACUGAACAGGGACAGAUUACAGUAUUACACGUCCAAUCCCCUGCUUUAG